Messenger RNA from Schistosoma turkestanicum, 4385 nucleotides. Lineage: Eukaryota; Metazoa; Platyhelminthes; Trematoda; Strigeidida; Schistosomatidae. The record is from the annotation of a GenBank genome assembly.
CAAGCUUAAAGGCAUUGGAACAUUGGCUCUGCGCUACCAACUUGUUUGUUCGCGCUCACCAUAGUUUCGCCAUUGAAGGAUGAGUGAGGACAUCGAUGUGUCUAAGCUUAAAGUGCCAGAAUUGAGAGCUGAGUUAGGUAGGCGUGGUCUCAAUACUUUUGGGACAAAGCAAAUUUUAAUGGAUCGCCUAAAUGAUGCACUGAAAUCGGCAUCGCCAAAUCUUGACAAGAAACAACCAGCCGACCCUGAGGAACAGCCCCACUCAGCAUCUCCCAAUCUGUCCAGGCAACCAAGUCAGAACUCAGGACAUGAUGUGUUGGAUUCAAGUCCUAACGUUUCGCCGCAGCAUGGAUGUGAGAAUGGGUUAGUGAAUGAAAAAGAUGGUGGUAGUCCAGGAGACCAGAACCAAAAAUCAGAUCAAGAGAGUCUCAAGCGAAGACGCUCACCGUCACACUCCCCUCGCCGUAGAUCUAGGUCUCGAGAUAGAGACUCUCGCAGAUCACCUCGUAGGCGUUCCAGGUCCCCACAGGUCAAAUCGAAAAUGGUUCCGGAACCAGAUAACUGGGAAGAAAGUGUGUCAGUAUUUCUUGACACUUACAAUUGCGAUCUAAACCUCAUGAUUGAUGCUACUGGCUUCCAAGCAAAACCUUUAACAGAGGGAGGUUUCUCACUGAUGUGGGCUGGUGUAAGGGCAAACUACGGCUCAAUAUCUGAGAAGUCAUUUUUUGAAGUACGAAUAGUGAAGAAUCUCCCGGUGGAGAACUAUGACAGUUUGGUGGGUGGUGCAACUCACGUGCUGCGAGUGGGUUGGUCUACUGAAGACACCGAUUUUACUCUCGGUGAGGAACCUCAGUCUUUUGGCUAUGGGGGUACAGGAAAAAAGUCUACGAACAACAAGUUUACUGACUACGGUUGCACAUUCGGGGAAGGUGAUGUUAUUGGUGCUUUCAUUGAGUGGACAAAUACCGAAGCUCUUCUUAGGUUUAGUGUUAACGGAGUGGAUCAGGGAGAAUGCUUUCGUGUUCUAAGGUCGCAGUUGGGAGAGCGUUAUGCUUUGUUCCCGCAUGUGUAUGUGAAAAACGUGGAAUUCAUCUGCAACUUCGGACAAGAAGAUCAAUCUCCUUGGUUUAGCCCCAGUAUCCCAUCCGAUGAUCCUUUAUCCUGGCAACAAAUAAACAGUUUACCCCUUUCUUGUCGCGUACGUGGCCGCUGUCCACCGCAAUCAAAGUCUGAGUGUGAAGUGAUCAUGAUGAUUGGACUUCCGGGAGCAGGGAAAACAUAUUUUGCUGAACGUCACAGAACAGAGCAUCGUGAAAAGCAGUAUAAUAUAUUAGGAACCAACCUUAUUCUCGAUAAAAUGAAAGUGAUGGGCGUUGCACGGCAGCGUAAUUAUCAUGGCAGAUGGGACGUUUUAAUUGACAAAUCAACCAAGUGUUUAAAUACGCUCAUCAGUAUGGCGUGUAUGCGCCGUCGUAAUUACAUUUUGGAUCAGACAAAUGUGUACCCGUCAGCACAGCGCCGUAAAAUGCGUCCAUUUGAAGGUUUCAAGCGAAAGGCCAUUGUUAUCAUUCCUACUGACGAAGAAUUCAGGCGGCGAAUUGCCCAACGGGAAAAAGAGGAGGGCAAAGAAGUGCCUGAAACUGCAGUUCUCGAGAUGAAAGCUAAUUUCGGAAUUCCUAGACCUGUAUCCGAAGAUUCCUCUAGCGUUUUUGAUGAGGUUAUCUUCACUGAACUUGGUCUAGAUGAUGCUAAAGUACUGGUUGCGCAAUACAAUCAAGAGGGACAAGCAAACAGACAACCACCAGAAAAACGCCAGCGCUGGGAUGGUGGAAAUCGUGACCGGGAUGACUCUCGUAAUUCUCGUUUUCGCGGAAGGGAUAGUCGGGAUCGUGGUCGGGAUAUGCCACGUGGACGACGUGAUGACUUCCGAAGCUCCCCAAAUCGUCGGAACGAUGAUCGUGGUCGUCGCGACUACAGAGGUGGCUACAAUGCUUCACGUGAUCGGAGUCGUGAGGGAGAUCGUUUCGAUAGAAACAGUGAUCGGGAUUCGUUUGGCCGUCAGCCUGGUGGCAGGUACGGUGGUGGUCCUCCUAGCGGUCGUUUUGGGGCCCCGAAUCGCGGGCCGUUUCCAAGUGGAAUGUCCGGCCCGGGUGGGUUUGGAGGUUUCGACAGUUCUCGCGGUGGUAUGAUGAGGAGCGGUCCCGCUAGAGGCGGUUUCUCAGGACCUAAUUUUGACUCACGUGUUGGACGUGGGGCCUAUCGUGGUUCAAUGGAUCGAGGAAACCUGGGUUAUGGUGGGCCGAAUGAUCCAAUGUAUGGUCACUUUGAUGGUAGUACCGGUGAUGCAGAACCGAUUGGCAACGCUUAUGAUAUGAGUGAAGCCUCACUUUCUCAGCCGCCAUAUGAAAGUGGCCCAAUGAGCGGAGGUUUUCGAGGAGGGUACGGAAGCAGCGGUCGAGGUAUGCAAAUGCAGGGGUCUCGCGGAGCUCCUGGUCGUGGUGGAACGUCAAUGGGGCGUGGAGCAGUCGCCCAAGGACGUACAGCUAAUACUGAUAGGGGCGUUGAUCGUAAUCAACUAGGUCGCAACGCACCCAUCACUGGCCGUAGUGGAGCUCAGCCUGACCGUGAUAUGGUUGGCGGAUUUCCCGACGACAGCCAACAGUAUAUGUACGGUGGUGCAGAGGGUUACCAAAACCCGACCGACGAGCAAUACUCAGGGCCACCAAACGAUGAUUAUCGGAACAGGCGUUUUGGUGGAGCAGGUCCUUACAACGCAAAUGCACUACAGAAACCCGCUGGUGGUGGUUAUUCCACCUAUCAAAGAGGCAACCCUCCGUUCUCUGGCGGUUCAGCGGGGUAUUCAAAUGCACCUGGUGGUGGCUAUGGUCGAGGGAAUCCUUCGUUUGGGAAUCCUAAUACAGGAUCUAAUUAUCCCAAUUCAUAUACUGGCGAUCAAGGUAAUUUUACGAACCCAAGUUCAGAUUCUUACAGCGGAGGUAUGGCGGCGGACAGGUCUGGGAGACCUGGGAUGCAACAAAAUUCCAGUGUUCCAUUUGGAGGAUCACAUACCUAUGGUACCAGCGAACCUGAUAAAACAGUGAUAUCACAGAAUGAACAUUCAAGUACAGAUGGUUCUAGCUUGUACGCAUCUGGUGCUGCUCGCUACUCCGACAAUCAUCCUCCUGCCACUAAUGUCCCUCCAGUUCCUAGACAAUCGCGUUUUGAUACUAAACCUGAAACCAAUGCUCCUUCACAAGCGAAUGCGUAUAACAGCUAUGCUUUGGGAUCCAGUUAUCCAGGCGGAUUUGCAUCGAAUGGUAAUCAAAAAGCUGCUACCCAGGCGCCUAAUUCUGGUGGUCCUCGAGGUGGACGCAGUCGUUUCGAUGUUGGACCCCCCGCUUCUCAACCGAUCCCCUCAGCUGCUCCUGUGCAAAGCAGUACUUAUAAUCCACCAUCGCAAUCAGUUAAUCGACCAACACCUCAAGUACAACAAACUGCAUCGUCGAUCCAGCAAGCUCAACAGCCACAGAGUUACGGCUAUGGUUAUUCUACUCAAAACACAAAACAGGAUGGAAAUAAUAAUACGACGAACGCCCCUCCAGUUAGUCAGUCGUAUGGUGCUUACAAUUAUGGAUACGGAUAUGGUGCGUACGGGUCACAAACUACGCAACCGCCCGCAACCGUUAGUAGAUCUGCAACCACUACUGGUGCCACUCAGCAGUCACUGUAUGCCUCAGCUGUUGCUGAAAAGCCCCAACUAACCCAACAAGCAUCUGCACCUGCAGUUUCUUCCACCGCCAGUACUACCGCAUCUGACCAUUCAGCACCGGCUGCAGCAGCUUACGCUUCAUACUAUUACGGUGCUCCUCAAGCCGCUUCAGGAGGUACCCAAGGAGCUGGGAAGUACGAUGCAGCAAUGGUUGCUGCACAACAGUUUAAUGCCUGGCAGCAACAACAGCAACAACCUUCUGCAGUGUCUGGUAGCGUAUCCAGCAGCGUUCCAAGUGCUCCAACUGCAACAAUAACACCACAAACACCGACUGCGAAUCCUUAUGCAGGUUAUUACCCUGGGUAUUCUGCCUAUCCAUCUGGGUACGGUACCAUCCCAGUUGGUGGGGCUCCUCCCGGCGGGUUACCAACUGCUACUGCUCCACCAGCGCCAACCAUGAGUCAGUAUUAUACCGGUUAUCGCUAAAAUUGACUAAAAUACUGAAUUCCUCGUCCUACAUCUAGUUAAACUGAUUUGUUCCACAUUUCCAUUGUGCUAUCCUUUUGUCUCACCCAUCCUGUCUAUUAUGCACAAAUGUGUUAAAAAUCAUUCAUUAAAAUGUUUUAUUAUUACAAUGGGUUUCGUAGAGGUUCAUUUAGCUGCAAAUAUAUAGGCU